UCAAUACACCAUCUAGAAUAUUCUUCUCUCUUCCUCGUCAAGCACACAUGUCGUCAUUGCUCGCGACUUCACUGUCUGGAAACUCCUAUAUAUAGACGGUUGCUCUGUGAACUUAGACACCAUUCAGCAUCAAAUUCGAGAAUUAAGCAGGAACAUCAGAACACCCUGUGAACAACUACAACAACAAGAAAAACAUCAUCAAUGGCUGCAGCAACCGUGAAUGAGCACCUUCCCACACCCUUGGAUGCCACUUCUGAACCACCUCCACUGUUUGAUGGAACUACAAGGUUGUACAUCUCUCUUUCAUGCCCAUUUGCACAGCGCACGUGGAUCACCAGGAACUAUAAGGUGCAGGGAUUAUAUGACAAGAUUAAAGUAGUUCCAAUUAACCUUCAAAAUAGGCCUGCUUGGUACAAAGAGAAAGUGUACCCUGAAAACAAGGUACCCUCAUUGGAACACAAUGGAAAAGUUAUUGGGGAGAGCCUUGAUUUGAUUAAAUAUAUAGACAGCAACUUUGAAGGGCCUUCUCUUCUCCCCAAUGAUCAUGCUAAAAAACAGUUCGCUGAAGAUUUGAUAGCCUACACCGAUACCUUCAACAAGACAGUUUACACAUCAUUCAAAGGAGACACAGUUAAAGAAGCUGGUCCUGCUUUUGACCACCUAGAGAAUGCUCUUAGUAAAUUUGAAGAUGGGCCUUUCUUCCUUGGCCAUGAGUUCAGUUUGGCGGACGUAGCUUACAUCCCGUUUGUUGAAAGAUUCCAAAUUGUCUUUUCAGCGUUGUGGAAUUAUGACAUCACUGCAGGAAGGCCUAAACUUGCAAAGUGGAUUGAGGAGGUAGACAAAAUUGAUGCUUAUAAGCCAACAAAGACGGAUCCCAAAGAGCUCGUUGAAUUCUACAAGGCCCGCUUCUUGGCUCAGUAGUGAACAAUCCAGCAGGGCUUUUGGACAUUAAUAAGCUAAAUAAGUGGCUGUGUGCCUGUGUUCUGUACUAUUGGAAAAUAUGAAUUGUCUCAGUGUGAGCUUGUGAUCAGUAUGCAUGGAUUACUUAAAUAAAUAGAAGUUGGUAGUGUACUGAAACAGUUAUUGUAUGUUGAUAAAUGAUAAUUAUGUUUUGAACUUGUUUAAAUAUAUUAUACAUGUGUUUUUCUUUCA
Molecule: messenger RNA, 1152 nt
Organism: Quercus lobata
Lineage: Eukaryota; Viridiplantae; Streptophyta; Magnoliopsida; Fagales; Fagaceae
Product: glutathione S-transferase L3-like
Exons: 10
Coding region: 202-921 (239 amino acids)
Biological process (GO): protein glutathionylation
Cellular component (GO): cytoplasm
Molecular function (GO): glutathione transferase activity
Source: RefSeq, a predicted model, not a curated record